Molecule: messenger RNA, 1962 nt
Organism: Arxiozyma heterogenica
Lineage: Eukaryota; Fungi; Ascomycota; Saccharomycetes; Saccharomycetales; Saccharomycetaceae
Gene: BDP1
Product: transcription factor TFIIIB subunit BDP1
Exons: 1
Coding region: 1-1962 (653 amino acids)
Biological process (GO): RNA polymerase III preinitiation complex assembly; transcription by RNA polymerase III
Cellular component (GO): transcription factor TFIIIB complex
Molecular function (GO): RNA polymerase III general transcription initiation factor activity; TFIIIC-class transcription factor complex binding
Source: RefSeq, a predicted model, not a curated record
AUGAGUAGUGUGGUUAAUAAAAGUGGGACACGUUUUAUUCCUAAGGUAAGACAACGUCGUUCUCAAGCACCUGCUAGACCUGUUAUAUCUAAACCUGUUCCUGUGGUUAUGAGAGACACUGUCCUAGGUUCAAAUAAAAAUAAUGAUACAGAUGAUAAUCACAAUGACGAUAUAUUGGAGGGUGCUACUCAGGUUGCUACUAAUGAGAAGCAUAAAGAUAAACUAAGUGAUACACAGAUGGGAACAAAUGACGUAAAUAAUAGUAAUCGUAAUGCUGAUAGUAAUAGCACUGGUAAUAAUGAUAGUAACAGCAACAGCGAUGGUGACGGUGAAACACAAUUAUCUCAGGAGAAUACUCAAGUGGAAACAAGUUAUGAGAAUGAUGAUUCAUUAGCAAAUACAUUAGUUGCCCAUUCUAAAAAGUUAGGGCCACCAGAUAAGGAUACUGCAAAUGUAUUAAAUUUCAAGAAUAAGGAUCUGCAUCUAAAUGACUUAGACAAGAUCUCAACAAAUAAAAAUUAUAAUAAAUCUAAUAACGAAUCUUUCAACACAAGUAGAAAACGUUUGUCUAGUAUAUCAAACACUGCACCUGGUAAGCCACUACACAGUUCAAUAUCUAUCAAAAAUGAGGAUGCAACUUUAAACACUUUUAAGAGAAGAAAAUUGUCCACCAAGACUACCUUAUCUAAAAAAAUGGGGUCAAAAGUUUCGUCAAGGAGUGGAAAAAGUACUGUAUCAAAGAUCUCUGUACCUUCAAUAACAGGGAUCCCUAUACCAACAGGUGAGACUUUUAAUAGCAACAGUACUAGAAAUGGUGACAAUGAUACAAAUUUAGAUGGUGAUGAAGAUGAAUCUCUUCAAGGAGCAUCAGAUCAAUAUAAAAUGCAUGUGAUCAAAAGUGUCAGGGAGAUUCCAAAUGAUAUAGAAGAUAAAGAUUCCUCUAAAUACUUGAUUGAUGAGAAUAAUUUCACAAUAGCGGAAUUGUGUAAAAAAACAUUACCUAUUGGUGAAAUCUCUGAUAAUUUUGAAAGAUCUAAGAUGGCAUAUAAGGUGAAGUUACAAAGACGUAAAGAAUUAAGAGAAUUGAGACAAAGGGCUAGAUCCGAGUUUAAGUCUUUACAAGAAUUAAAUAAAGAAAAUGAAGAGUUGGAGAAACAACGCAGAAAGGAGGCACAGGAGGAAUUGAUGAAUGCUGAGAUACCAGAGGAAAGAUUUAAUCAGACUAUGAAAUUGAAAUUGAAUGCAGACGGUACCAUUGCGGUGGAUGAAGAAUCUACUGUGGUUGAUAGACAUAGAAAUGCAAGUUUGGAACAUGCUCAGAAGAAAAAGGUCGAUGAAAAUCCGUUCAAUAAUUUAUUUAAUAAUGGUUCAUAUGGUAAAAAUUCUUACACAGAUCCAUGGACACCAGAUGAAAUGGUUAAAUUUUACAGAGCCUUGUCUAUGUGGGGCACUGAUUUUAACUUAAUCUCCCAGUUGUUUCCAUAUAGAACACGCAGACAAGUUAAAGCUAAAUUUAACAAUGAAGAAAAGAAGCAUCCACUAAUGAUAGAGUUGGCACUUAGGUCAAAAUUACCUGCUGAUUUUGAACAAUAUUGUCGUGACAUAAGGAAAAAUAUCCCUACUUUAGAAGAAUUUGAAGAGAAAAUUAAAUCUCUACAAAAUGAACAUCAAUUACAUAUUAAAGAAUUAGAAGCUGCUAAACACACUGCUAAAUUAGAAGAUCAAGAUAACGAAAAAGAAUUUGAAAAUAAGAAUUUGGAUAAUAGAAGAGGCGCAGGAGGAUUCACAAAUAGGGAUUUACAGACAUAUAGAAAGAAAGAAGUCAUUCUUGGCACUAUUGAUGAUAUCAAAAGAAAGAGAGAAGAGGAGGAGAGAAAGAUACCUGAUGAAGAUGAAGACGAAGAAGAAGAAGAGAGCGAGGAAGAGGAAGAAGAGGAGGAAGUAACUAAAAAGGAAGAAUAG